Molecule: messenger RNA, 2133 nt
Organism: Peronospora belbahrii
Lineage: Eukaryota; Oomycota; Peronosporomycetes; Peronosporales; Peronosporaceae
Source: the annotation of a GenBank genome assembly
AUGACACGACCAUCUAAUAAUCAAGUGACAACAGCCCGUAAAACAACCACUAACAGCAACGGUCCCAAGAACCAAAGCAAGAAGAAAAAGUCGCAACAGUCCAAGAGCCAUGGCAAUAGCAAAGACGGACCUGCAGGUCCACGUCCUGUGAAUCCAUCACCUGUCUCUGGACCAUGGGGAAAGCCUAAAAACGUGACGAGUAAUAUACCACCACCAGGAUUUACUUCCAAUCCAUCGACAAGGUUUAGUGAUGCACAGGUGAGAUUACUACGACAUCGUGCGUUGUUUGCGUUUCGGUUUCUCGUGGGUAAAGCAGUGGAGCUACAGCUCGCGGCGUCAGACGAGCGAUACGCUGGGAUUUUAGACUGCGUGGACCCGGACGAAUUUUCAGUCGUGCUUAAGAACGCCAAGCGGUUGAACAGUGGAGUUGAUGCCAAGCCUUUUGUAGACGGUAGUACAGUGAUCUUUCGGCACCAUCAGCUCGCGCACUUGGUAGCAGACGGUGCGGUUAAUUAUACAGACGGUAUAUUUGCAUCGGGAGCAUCUGCAGCACUUUGUGGAUUUCAAACGGAUACAGAAAUUAGUAGACGGAAGGAAGAGCAUUUGUACGGACGCGAACUGGAGGCAGCAAGCUCGUGGUUGGACCCGGCGCUGGACACAGGCGCACUGGAGGAUUCGACACUGAAUGGCAAAUGUCAUAGUAAGAACCAGGGCAAGGCCGGCUGGAAUCAGUUUGAAGCAAAUGAAAAGUUGUUUGGUGUCGUGUCAACAUAUGAUGAGAAUAUUUAUACGACCAAGCUGGAUAAGUCCAAGAUUUCCACCGAGCAGUCACGCACAGCUGAGAAAUUAGCACAGGAAAUUGAAAGCCAGUCGUCUGCUGGAAAUUUCCAUCUGCAAGAAGAACGUGGACAAACUGGGCGUGGCGGUAAACAUGUAAAUGACUUGGAUGAGGAGGCACGUUACAGCUCAGUGGAUCGCAGGACUACCAUUACCUCUGGAGAAAACGCAUAUGUGCCACCAGCUCUACGUAAAGCGCAGCGUCAAUCUGACGCUGAUAUGCCGCGAGCGAAGACGGCAAAAACGCUGUCGACUAUUGCACCAACUGCUGCCACUACCCCGACUCCUGCAAACGCUGUAAGUGCUGUCACUACCCCGACUCCUGCAAACGCUGUAAGUGCUGUCACUACCCCGACUCCUGCAAACGCUGUAAGUGCUGUCACUACCCCGACUCCUGCAAACGCUGCAAGUGUUGUCACUACCCCGUCUCCUGCGACCACACCAACUGCGACUACCCCGACAUCUUCAGUUUCGGAGUUGGCUUCUGCGACCACUCCAACUGUGACCGCCCCGACUGCCUCCAAGCCGCUUUCUUUUAGUGAAGCUGUCACAGGUAGAUCAGCUGUUGCUGCAAAAUCCGAAGUGAAGUCUCAGACAGCCGCUAAGGACCAGCCAGAAAAAAUGAAAGGUGCUGCUUUUCCGUCGAUAGCGGCAGCAUCUGUGCAAGUGAAUGGCAAGGAUAACAAGCCUGUUUUGGUUAAUUCAAAGGGGGCUAGCCCGAAGAAAAAGGAUGCAUCUAGUGGAAAAGAGAAGAGGAUAGAGGGCAAGGAUGAUAGCAAGUCGUCGUCCUCAUCUUCGCCGAUGACGACGACAAGCACAACAAUAGCCAGGACUAAGCUGGCAAAGAAUGAAACAUCGAAGGCUGGAUUAAAGAAAGGAUUGAACCCGGAUGCCAAGGAGUUCAAGCUGAGUGCUUCUGCAGUCGAAUUUACACCAAGCUUUUCGGUACCGAUGGCAAUACAUGGGUUGUCGCCAUACCACGGUGGCUCACCAGGCCCCAUGGCUUAUCCACAUCCUGUCAUGGGUUAUCCUCCACCAAUGCAAGAGGAAUGGAUGUACGAUGGUGCCAUGGGUGGAGGAGAAAGCAGCGAGAUGGACAUACCUCCUUACAUGCAGGGCGGCUACGAUGGUUACCAGCAGCAGGGAUACAAUCCUCAGGGGUACCAAUCGCCGCUGUAUAAUGGUCAUUUUGGAUCGAGUGUACCGUACACAGGUGACCUAGGCAUUCCUGGAUGUGUAGAAUGUGCUCCUUCGAGCAUGAAACAAAUGGCAUCGGCUUUGAAGAAGAAUAAGUAG